Penicillium manginii is the source of this 6144-nucleotide messenger RNA. RefSeq names its product C50 family peptidase. Gene Ontology annotation, cellular component: cytoplasm; centrosome; mitotic spindle. Lineage: Eukaryota; Fungi; Ascomycota; Eurotiomycetes; Eurotiales; Aspergillaceae. The transcript has 3 exons. The coding region runs from base 1 to 6144 and encodes 2047 amino acids. The record is from RefSeq and is a predicted model, not a curated record. Gene Ontology annotation, molecular function: cysteine-type endopeptidase activity; protein binding. Gene Ontology annotation, biological process: proteolysis; meiotic chromosome separation.
AUGGCGGUCACCGUCUUACCAAUGAACUCCCUAACUGAGACGGUUAAACAAGCCGUCCGGUCCACAACAACAUGCUCCGAUUCAACCGUCUUGUCCCUCCAAACCCUCCUCCGCGGAUCGUCAAUGGGCACCGAGAAGCCCGCGCGAAAGAAUACGAAAUCGACCAAGGACUCCGCUGCCCCUGUUUCUCGCGCGAGAACGUCUCACACAACAAAAACAAAGACACCCGCCGACACUACCACUACAUUGCAGUCGAUUGUCGAUCAAGAUGCUGUCGGACUGACGCUUCAGGAGAAGCUCGUCCUCGCGACAGAGGUCUUUAAUGUAACAUUAAAGACUCUCACAGACGCAUCAAAAUCCACCACUACAAAGCGCCAGCCCAUAUCCGAUACCGCCUCGACAAAAUCCGGGAGAAGCAGCGUUACCAGCGUAGACUCGGGGAUCUACUCCGCCGCCGAGUGCGCGCGGCUUGCACUAUCCACUCUCCGAACCAUCAAAAACGACCAAGCAAGCCAAGAGUUACCGAACAUGCAGCUGGAGCAAGGCGUCUGCGUCUUAGCGGGGAAACUGAUCUCUCUGGGCCUCCACGACAUGGCGAGCAAGGAACUACGAUCCCUCAAGCGACGAAUCCAACAACAUCUAGACGCCAAAAGAGCCGGCAAGAAAAUCGCAGACACCAAGGAUACACUUACAAUCUCGGACGAAGACAGCGGCAAAGAGAGGAUGUCUGAUUUGAUCAGUUUCUCGAAUCUCGCGCACGCGCAGCCCGUUUACGGCCUGCUGGUUUCUUACCAUUCGAACGUGAUGCGACUACUCGCCUCAGACAAGCGAGCCGCGACAAUUCAGAAAGUCUGCCCUCUGCUCGCAAUGGCUGACCCGAGCAGCCCGGCGCAGAUUAUCAGCGCGGCCAUGAAAACCGGUGUUCUGGCCAGCGAUAAAGCUGCCCUUCAACUUCAACUGCUGUCCAAUACCGUUUUAUCUUUGAGUUCCGUGAAGCCUUCGGCCUCGGGUGAGGAUUCAGUGAGCAAGGACUCUACAAAGCCGCUCACGGCGUUGACGCUUCAGCUACUGGCUCUCGAAAUUCGAUCUUUGGGCUGGAAGAUAUCGGGUCAUGUUUGCGAUGAGGGGAGGGAGAUGUUUGAUCCUUUGCUUCGAUAUCUGGGCAACUUUUCCCAUCGCAGCAAGGGUGUUGAGAAGAUUGAAUUCUCUACGAUCUACAAAGCGAUCUCCCGGAUUCAAUUGACAAUGGCCGACGUGAAGAAGAAGCCUCAAGACGCGAAGGAUUUGAACCUCGGCGCUAAGAUCAUGGCUAUUCUUGGCCAGCUUGCUUUGGAUGCGGGGUGCUUUGAUGAGUCUUUGAAGUUGCUUUCGCAAGCUAUUACGCCUUUCACGACAUCUCAGAGUCUUUCUCUUGCUACUGUUCGAUGUAAGAUUGCGUCGGUCUACUUUCAAGCGCUGAAAGGGUCGACCAAGUAUACGGACGGAGCUUUGAAAUCUACUUCCGAGGCUACAGAUGCUCUUGGAUUACAACUCCGAGGCAGUGCUGGUGAUUUGGACGAGUUGCUUGUUGAGGCUGCCCGGUUGAAAAAACUUGCCCUUGCUUGGUUUGGCGAUGCGAUGACGAAGAAAGUGAGAAGCGACGCUGAUAAGAGCGAAAUCGCCGCGCAAGUUCGGGAAUAUCUACAAGCUUUUCUGCGGUUUCUCAGGCGGUAUGUUGGCCGUCCUCUCGCGGAUGAUGCGGACGAUAAGGAGAUCGAAAUGUUCAAGAAUCGCAUUUCUAUGUCCAAGAGUAUCAUCCUUGCCGCUGUCGACUCGGCCAUCGCUGUUGGGAAGUUGUCAAUUAUGUCCCAGCGACCCCCUUGGGAGGAUAUGCUUCCCAUACUGACAGAUUCGCAUCGUCUGCUCACCAGUGUUGAAAGCACUACCGACAGUGAAUCGGAUGAAGCUUUGUUAGAAGGUAUCGGCAUGGGACUUGUCAAGCUCUCUAACCUUUUCUGGUCCCGUUAUAUCAAGGAAAAGGAAGCUGGUCAAGGUUAUCGAGAACUGAUCCCGCUGCUCAGACAUUCGACUCAGUUUUUGUCCGGCUGCUCUUCAUCCCACAGGACCACUGCCUUUGCCGCGCUUAAAUUCGAGCGCACGGCUCAUCUGUACGUGGAUGGGAAUAUGUACGGCGAUGCAGAGAAAGCUUUCCGCCAAUCAAUAGCUGAGUACGUCGAUACCGGUGCCCUGGAGCAAAUGGGGACAGAGCAUCCGGCAAGUCUUUCGAGCUCGGCGAAGCUGGAUCCGCAAAGUCCUAGCUUCAUGCUCAAUCGCGUUCUUACCGGACUACUGAAGGUCAAACUUCGAGGGAAAGGAUCGAAGUCCUCGUCUUUUUAUGAUGACGGUGACCUCAAAGUGGAAGCGAGAGGCUUUCUUCUUGAAUGGCAGAUGGGAAUUCUUUUCGAUCUGCAUAAUUAUUCCUCUAGUGAAGAUGACUUCCGCUCUCUCUUGACCUCUGUUGUAUCGAACCUCCUCGACAUAUAUUCCCCUGACACAAACCCCAUUCGCCAUGGGCGGGUCAUUCUCUCUGUCCUCCGAUUCUUGCUUGAGCAUCCCAGUGCUCUCAAUUCAGACCUGGCCGAAACUGUAAUGGGAGAAGGAGCCCAGGAUCUGAACCGUAUCAAUCUUAUCGGUCAAGAUACAGACCUUGCUCCGUUUGCGACUCACAUAACGAAUUCGCUACGUGUCAUCAUCGGUUUCCACGAUGGCAAGAUGGAUGCAGGCGAUCUCGAUGACACACUUGCUUCGUGGGCAUCUAUGGCCCGCCAAUGUUCCGACUGGGAGACCUUACUCGGCUUUGUCCACGACACCGAGUAUUGGGUUCUUCAACUCAAGGCCCUGGUCGAUUAUACCGAAAUCCACGGACUCUGGAAAGCCCAACUCAAUGCUCUGGAAUUGAUUCUGCGAGCGGCAGAACUUCAGAAAUCCGGAGACCUUUCGGACGCUAUCAUCAUUCUUUCGCGUCUUGUGCUUCAACACUGUCAACUCGGGCAUUGUCAAAAGGCGGGAAAACUUCUUGUGCGCGGCGAGCAGUACCUUACCCAGCACAGUGUUUCCUCUCUCGCUAGUAUUUCGUUCAAGUUGGCUAAAGUCGAGCAUCUUCUCGAGACGGGGGAGGUUGACAAGGCGUCGACGGCGCUUUCGAUGGCUAGAAAGAUGUACGAGAAGACUCAGAAAUCUGACGAGCUUAGCGGUCUCAGUGUCUUGGCUAAGAUAUCUUGGGAGCGAAUGGUUGCCGAUGCUGCUUUUGUUCAGUCUCGAUUAUCGACUGCCCAAGGCUCAAUGACUCAUGCGCUGUACUUUGCCAAACUGUCCGUCAGACUCAACUGUCGGAUCUGGGCGAAGGUAGAGCGUCUGGCCCAAAAGAAACAAGACAAGUCUCUUUCUGCAGCGGGGAGUUCUGAUAUGGACGCCGUUGCUGAGGGGGUCGCAAAGCUCGACCUUUCUCAGAAUGGAUCUUCUCCAGACGUCUCGCCCAGCUAUAUCCAAGGUGCUCCAUUCUGGCCUCACCUGGGCUCGCACCAUACCUGCUUGUUGAACCUUGCGACGUUGUCGGCUCACCACGGUCUGUUCCAAGAUGCUAUUUAUUAUGGAGAGCAGGCCUUGAAGAUUGACAAGACGCUUGAUGCCAAUAUUCGACUCGUUGCUGCACAGACACAGCUUGGUUGCUACCGCACCAUUGGUGGCGAUGUUGUUGAGGGCCAGGAACUUCUUAUAGCGGCGUCGGAGUCUUCGAAGCAGUUGCCGGCCAGUGUGGAGACUGUUUCCUUGCAGAUGGCCCUUGCUUCGCUGUAUAAGGCGCAGGGACAUCAUGAUAAAGCACUUCGGUUACUCCAGGAGGCAGACAAGGUCAUCACUGCUGUCAUCUCCGCUGAUUCAAUCAGCAUUUCAGAAGGACCGAAUGUGGCAGCUCUGGAGGAGAAGAUGGAAAGGUUGCAAGUGCGAACUAGUCGGCGAGCCCAAACAACUACUGCAACUACUGCAGCUACAACUGGUCGACGCACACGUUCAACAAGCUCAGCGGCAUCGACUGCCACCACUGCUACACCCACUGCUACAGCUAAAAGAGCCUCUGCUCCCAAGACCCCAAGGCCAGAACCCCAAGCUCAUUCCCAGUCUCUCCUAAGGUUGAAGGGUGACGUGCUUCGACAACAGGCAGACUGCCUCCGUGCCCUGCGUGAUUUCGAUCGCUCCGCACGCACUCUCGCCGAAGCCCGACAGUUCGCCACUGCUCGCGAAAGUAAGGUUUCUUUGGAAAUCGGGGAGAGCGAACAUCUCCUCGCAGACGCCAUUCGCAAAUUCGCCAGUCACGCUGUCUACUGCGUUUUACCCGAGUCUACAAUUUCCCUGCCAUCCCUCAAGACACCUACCAAGAUCGUCGAGGAAAUCACUCCCCCGCCAGCAACAAAGUCCACCACUGCUAGAAAGACAAGAGCCCCGGCUAGGGCAACCCGUGGCAAGGCUCAGAAAGCUGGCGAGGAUUUCUCUAUGAUGCUUUCCAAGGCUAGUGAUUGUCUUACGAGCGUCUUUGCUGAUGCUACGGUUCUUGGGUCGACGCUUGAAAGCCAUGCUGCUUCCAGGCUUAUGAGUCGGAUCUCGAUGCUUUCUCAUGCUACUAAUCCUGGAGGUCCGGCCACUUUGGCCCAGUCGCCCGCGAACAUGAAUGAAAUUGGUCGCGUUGGUGCAUUUGCCCGGGAAAGAGUGGCUAUCGACUUUGAUCGUAAACUCGUCGACUACGCCGAUCCACUCCUCUGGCCAACGUCCAUAACCUCAACCAACGAGAUGGACGAAAAGAUCUGCUCCAACUUCGCCGAGCAGUAUAUCGACAUCCUGCCCGAAAACUGGAACGUGCUCUCCCUAUCCCUGAGCGCGGAUCAAACUGAGUUUGUCGUCUCGCGACUUCAGAAGAACCGCUCCCCGUUCCUCCUGCGCCUUCCUCUCCGUCGGGGUUCGGAGGAUGACGAGGAGGAGCAAUUCACCUUUGAAGACGGCAAGGAAGAAAUGGCCGAACUUAUCAGAUUAGCGAACGAGAGUGCCCACGCCGCAAAACUGCAAACAGACAAGGCAAUGAAGAAAGAGUGGUGGAAGAACCGCGAGACUCUGGACCGCCGCAUGGAAAGUCUCCUGCAGAACGUUGAGAAUAUCUGGUUCGGGGGGGUUCCGUGUACAGCCCUGUCUCGAUUCGCAGAGGCAUUCCAAGCAUUGCUAGAUAAGCACCUCCCCUCACGCCAGAAAGGCGGCAAGGCUGCAUCAGCAUCGGCAUCACCUCGCCUCACGCUGCACCAGAACGUCCUGGAACUAUUCAUCGGGCUUAGGGAUCUCGAGGACCAGGACGAGCCAGAGGACACACUGAUGGAUCUAUUAUAUUUCGUCGUCGAUAUCCUCCAAUUCCAGGGCGAACGCAAUGCCUACGAUGAAAUCGACUUCGACAUGAUGGUCCUCGAUACCCUAGACGCACUGCGCGGCUACCACAAAGCUGCAAAGGAAGAACUCUUCUCUCAACGACCCAGCCAUACAGUCCUCGUCCUCGACAAAGCACUACACCUCUUCCCGUGGGAAUCAAUUCCCUGCCUGCAGGGCUACCCCGUCACCCGCGUCCCGUCACUAGAAUGUCUCCGCGAACGCGUCCUGCACUUCCGCCCCUCUGCAUCCGGCACGAUCCUCGACCGAUCAUCAGGCUCAUACAUCCUAAACCCAACCGGCGAUCUCCGCACGACGCAAGAAACCUUCGAAAAGGACCUAUCAGCGCAAAAGUCCUGGACAGGCCUCACGCGCGAACCCUCGGAAGAAGAAUUCCGCUCCGCGCUCGAGACAAAGGAUCUGUUCCUUUAUUUCGGGCACGGAAGUGGCGCGCAGUACAUCCGCGGCCGCACCGUGAAACGACUUACCCAGUGCGCUGUUGCGUUCCUGAUGGGGUGCAGUAGUGGGAGUCUCACUGAGGCGGGCGAGUACGAGCCGUACGGGACGCCGAUGAACUAUUUGCAGGCGGGGAGUCCGGCGCUUGUGGCGACGUUGUGGGAUGUUACGGAUAGGGAUAUUGAUCGGUUUUCGACGUCUGCGUUUGAGACUUGGGGGUUGUUGGGGGGGGAAGAUGCGUUCUGUUGA